AUGCCCGGCAUCGCCCCCGAGGUCAUCAGCCAUAAACUCAGCAUUUCCCCCGUUUAUAAACCCGUUAGGCAGAAGCGCCGAUCGUACGAUGCCGAACGAUACGAGGCCAUGCGUACAGAGGUCGACAAACUUCAAACCAUCGGCUUCAUCCGGGAGGCAACGUAUCCCGUAUGGCUGGCAAAUUCCGUGAUGGUGAGAAAGGCCACAGGCGGGUGGCGAAUGUGCCAAGACUAUACCGAUCUCAACAAGGCCUGCCCGAAGGACAGCUUUCCGUUGCCACGGAUAGACCAGCUUGUGGACGCUACUGCCGGCCAAGAACUGCUCAGCUUCAUGGACGCCUAUUCCGGCUACAAUCAGAUAUUCAUGCACCCUCCCGAUAGCGAACACACCGCAUUCAUAACGGACAAAGGGUUGUACUGUUACAAUGUCAUGCCGUUCGAGUUACCAAUUUUCUAUGUCAGUAAGGUACUCCAGAGUGCUGAACUUCGGUAUCCCCAAUUAGAGCAGCUUGCACUAGCCCUUGUUGUCUCGGCACGAAGACUUCGGUCAUACUUUCAGGCUCACGGAAUCAAAGUCCUGACCAACCAACCGCUCCGGCAAGUGCUCCAAAAACCAGAAAUUUCUGGCCUAUUGAUCAAGUGGGCGAUGGAACUCGGAGAAUUUGACAUACAGUUCGUUCCGAGGCCCGCCGAAAAGGGCCAGGCUAUUGCCGAUUUCAUCUCCGAGCUUACCCCAUUAACAGCACAGCCGACGCCCGAGGCGGUGACCGAGACCGGAUUGCCAGAUGAGCUAGACGCCGAACGCUUUGACACCUCAACUCCCGUAUGGGGUCUGCACGUCGAUGGUUCGGCAAACCAACAAGGAUGCGGAGCAGGCUUGGUACUGACAACACCGGACGGACUCAAGAUCGAGUACGCCCUCCGAUUCGACUUCCGAACCUCCAACAAUGAAGCGGAAUAUGAAGCUCUCCUGGCCGGCCUUCGGUUAGCCAAGAGCAUGAAUGCAAAACAAAUAAGAAAUCACAGUGACUCCCAGCUCAUCGUGAACCAGGUAAUGGCAGACUUCGCCGCCAAGGAUGCCUCCAUGUACGCCUACCUUUCGACCGCCCAUCAGCUACUCCAAAGCUUCCAAGCCUACGAGAUCAAGCAGAUCCCCAGAGGCGAAAACAGCCAUGCCGAUGCAUUGGCGCCCCUGGCUUCGGCAAUAAACGACAAGGUCGGAAGAAAGGUGCCGGUGGAGAUUCUUGCCCAACCGAGCACGGUAGCCUCUGAAACGUGUACCGUACGGUAUGAGGAUACAUGGAUGUCUCCUAUCUAUUCGUACCUGACGAACGGCACCCUUCCUGAGGACAAGGCCCAGGCCCGGAAGCUUCGAUACCGAUCAGCAAGGUACACUGUCGUCAACAAUGUGCUUUACAAGCGCGGCUACACCACCCCAUAUCUCAAAUGCCUUACGGCAGAACAGGGGGACUACGUUCUUCGGGAGAUCCAUAACGGUGUGUGCGGCAACCAUUCCGGGUCCCGGUCCCUCGCCCACAAAGCCUUUCGGCAGGGAUACUUUUGGCCGACCAUGCAUCAGGACACUAAUUCACUUGUGAAAAGAUGUGAUAAAUGUCAGCACUUCGGUAACGUUCCGCAUAUCCCUGCCGAACCUCUGACACCGAUUGUAAGCCCUUGGCCUUUCGCACAAUGGGGACUAGACCUGAUCGGUCCAAUACCGCAAGCUGUGGUGCCUGUGGAAAUUGGCGAACCUUCCUACCGAACGGAAAACUUCGCACCGAAGCCGAACGAAGAAGCCAUUUCUCUAAGCCUCGACCUACUCGAAGAGCACCGGGCACAUGCCAACCUUCGAAAUGAAGCCUACAAACAACGUGUCUCUCGGUAUUACGACUCUAGAGUCAGAAAUCGCUCAUUCCGAAUCGGAGACUGGGUCAUGCGCAAGGUAUCACUAGCAACCAAAGAUGCCACGGAAGGAACCCUCGGACCUUCCUGGGAAGGACCUUAUGAGAUCAUCGGUAUCCUUCGAUCAGGAACCUACCGACUAAGAGACUCCAACCGCAAGACCCUCGGCAUCCUUGGAACGUGGAACAUCUAA
Prunus dulcis (almond) is the source of this 2094-nucleotide messenger RNA. RefSeq lists its product as uncharacterized. The transcript is spliced from 3 exons. NCBI's taxonomy places the organism in Eukaryota, Viridiplantae, Streptophyta, Magnoliopsida, Rosales, Rosaceae. Gene Ontology annotation, molecular function: nucleic acid binding; RNA-DNA hybrid ribonuclease activity. The record is from RefSeq and is a predicted model, not a curated record. The coding region runs from base 1 to 2094 and encodes 697 amino acids.